This is a messenger RNA of Oncorhynchus nerka (sockeye salmon), 8309 nucleotides long. RefSeq names its product metal regulatory transcription factor 1-like. Lineage: Eukaryota; Metazoa; Chordata; Actinopteri; Salmoniformes; Salmonidae. Gene Ontology annotation, biological process: positive regulation of transcription by RNA polymerase II. Gene Ontology annotation, cellular component: nucleus. Gene Ontology annotation, molecular function: RNA polymerase II cis-regulatory region sequence-specific DNA binding; DNA-binding transcription activator activity, RNA polymerase II-specific. The record is from RefSeq and is a predicted model, not a curated record.
AUUUCAGUAGUUUCGAUUUCAUUAUAGGGGGACUAGUGUACAUGGGAGGGGUAUAUUUCCCAGAAUACAACACGAGGGGAGGCUGAAAUGACGUUUCUAUUUAAUCAUGGUACCAUUAGGGAGGAGAUGGGAAGAAAGUGCUAAGCUACCCGAAACAUAAACCAAGUCGGCAUUUGCGCUGCACCGGAACUAGUGAGCACGCCGUCCUCUGUGCACACUCACCCACCAGAGGAGGCCAUCCCAGCCGGGACCAUGAGCGAGCGUGGCCCUCGCACGGAGGCCUCCAUGUUUUUGCAGGUGGAGGUGGACCGCCUCGAGCGCGAUGACAAAGAGGACAACGAUGAAGACAAGAUGGCGCACUACGACGACGACGACAAAGAUGACGACGACCUGAUGUCGGCACCCUCGGGCUCCCGCGUCUACGACCGCACUACGGUGCUCAUCGAGCAGGACCCCAUCCGUCUGGACGAGGAGGGAGAGGAGGACCAUGGACACUGCGUCGGGGGGGACCACGAUGGUGGGGGCGCUUUCCUGGUCGAUGAGGAGGAGGAGGAGGAGGAAGAGGAGGAAGGCUCUAUGACCUUCAUGGGCGACCAGGACGGCAUGUCGCAGGGAUACGUGCAUCACACCAUCUCGCCCGACCAGAUCCAGUUCAUCAUCAACCCGGGGUCCAUGGCCAUGCCACGCAACAUCGAGGGGGCCACCCUCACCCUGCACUCGGAGUGUCCGGAGACCAAGCAAAGAGAGGUGAAGCGGUACCAGUGUAUGUUUGAGGGCUGCACACGGACCUACAGCACGGCGGGCAACCUGCGCACACACCAGAAGACCCACCGGGGCGAGUACACGUUUGUGUGCAACCAGUUGGGCUGCGGCAAGGCCUUCCUCACCUCCUACAGCCUGAAGAUCCACGUGCGCGUUCACACCAAGGAGAAGCCCUUUGAGUGCGACGUACAGGGCUGCGAGAAGGCCUUCAACACUCUGUACAGACUGAAAGCGCACCAGAGACUGCACACGGGGAAGACGUUCAACUGCGAAUCGGAGGGAUGCACAAAGUACUUUACCACACUCAGUGACCUGAGGAAGCACAUUCGCACUCAUACAGGGGAGAAACCAUUCCGGUGUGACCAUGAUGGUUGCGGCAAGGCGUUUGCUGCCAGCCAUCACCUAAAGACGCACGUGCGGACACACACAGGGGAGAAGCCUUUCAAUUGUCCCAGCAACGGCUGUGAGAAAGCAUUCAGCAGCCAGUACAGUUUGAAGAGUCACGUCAGGGGCCAUGGGGACAAGGGCCAGCCCUUCAGUGUCACCCUCACUCACCCCCUGUCCGAGGAUGCAAAUCAUUCACUGUGCCUCAGUGACUUGAGUCUCAUCUCGACUGACUCGGAGCUCAGAGAAAACAUCCACAAUUCUCAGAACUUGGACUUGAACAAUGUUACCCCCGUGAGGAUCUUCGAGCUCAUGUUCCAGAGUCCGGAGAACAGUGUCAGUCAAGACGAUGCCCAUCCUCACGAGAGCCUUGUCGAAGCUUUUGGCCAGGAGACUGGUCAGUCCACCAUGGGCGAUGGAUCCACCCCCAUCUCCUUCUCUUUCUCCCUUGUCCCUUCCUCCUCAUCGUCCUGUUCCCACCCACACUAUCACCCUCACUCCGACACCACCUCCACCACUGUCCUGGAGGCUUCCUCCCAGCUCCCUCUUAGCCAAACCCCCUCUUCCCAACCGCCAGCAUCUCCUGCCACCAUUAGUAAUGUUACUGCAAUCAGCUCCACCCAGCCCCUUGCCACCUUCGUACCCUUACCCACUGCCAUGCAGACACCAGAUAUGCCUGCCCCCAACGUGGCGCUGCCCGUCCAGACCACUCCAAUAGUGCCCUCUGCUGCGCCAGUAUUGGUGCCAGGCCCAGCCCUCACCAACGCGGCUCUGGGCACUGUAGUUGCUGCCACCCCCACAGAGACUGUGCCGCUGCCGGCCGUGGCUCACACACACACAGUGCCUUUGGCCAGCAACACCAACCCUGCCCUGGCGCCCCCAGCCUCUGCCCCCACCAUCGCCCUAAGUCACAGCCACACCCAGAGCCUGCUGCAGCCCAGCAUCGUCAUGUCCGACCAGAACCUGCAGUGGAUCCUUAACACCGCUGCCAACAGCCAACAGAACCCAGAGCAAGCGCCACACGGAGGUCCAAAAGUGGAGAAGGUCUUCUUUACCACAGCCAUACCAGUAGGAGGCAAUUCAGGCAACUCUGUCCAGCAGAUCGGCCUCAGCCUGCCCGUCAUCAUCAUCAAACAGGAGGAGUCCUGCCAGUGCCAGUGUGCCUGCAGGGACUCUUCUAAAGACAAGCUCUCGAACAAGAGCAGCAACACCUCGGCAGCACCACAACAGCCCACAGUGCUCCCCGCUCCUCUACCACCCUCCGCUCCCGUGGCACUGCCCUUCCCCGUACUCCCCCCGGCACCCUCUUCCCCCUUGUGCUGCCUCCCACCGCUCACCUCGGAAGUGAACGAGUCCCCUCCUCUUCCCCAAACAGGAGCGGUACUAGGACCGGGUAGCCCCUCGAACUCUGUACAGACGUUCCCCCCAGGGGUGGCCACGGCGACCACCAACCCCCAUCCGAUCACGUCCAUGGUGGCCAAACCAUCCGUGUCGGAAUUCCUGUCCCUGCAGAGCCCCGAGAGCACGGCCAACAUCGAGGCUCUGCUACUGGUGACCAGCAAUGAUGACUUCACUCUGGCCACCGCUGGCACUAGCACCACCACCAACCCCUAGUGGACACUCAGGCUUCGUCCCUAUUCGCCACUCUUCUCUUGCAUACUCCCAGUCAUGGAUUUAAAAGCAUUUUUGUGUAAGCGUUGGGCAGAGGGAGUUUCUACCAUUGUUAAAUUAAAGGGAGUGUGCAUAUGCACACAUUAGGAGAGGAUAUAGAAUCAGGACGCAGCCGUACUAGCCGAUUUACCCACUACGCAUCCGCUUUUCAAGUAUUGUAAGUGAAACUUAAUGAGGGGGAAAUUUUGAAAAAGCAGCUAAAUGCAUGCCAGUCAAGAAAAGUGUUCUUAAUUAGCUGGCUCUCCAUCAAACAAGACAAGGUCCUAAGCACUGAUCAUUUGAAAGGCCCGAGGAACUAUUGUGUGCUUCUAAUAUGGCGUGAAGCUGAUUCCUGAGAGCAACAAAACAUUGUCUAUAUACAUGUACUGUACAAUAGUUCUUAACUGUAACUAUUAUGAUUAGUUGGUAAGUGAUUGACCAGAAUGCACUGCAUGUGAAGUGAAUUGGAAUUUCAUCAACUAUAUUUCCUACAAGGAAUUAGUGUUGCCAUUCCCUUAAAAGCAAUUUAUUGCUAAUGCCAUAAUGUGAAGAGUAAUUUCCAGUGUUUUACCUAAAUUAGCUAGUGUAGUCCAGAUCAUUGUUUUGUCUUUUGUCUCACUUUGUUCGUUUUUGUCUUUCUUUACAGGCAUAUUUACUAAUUGAAAAAGAUAUUGCCUGUGACGCAAUGUGCUUGCCUUUUUAAAUAUAAUUUAGAAGUAAAUGCAUUAGUAAUAAGCCUAUAACUUAAUAUUUAAUUUGUCAAUUAUUUAUUUAUUGGAGAGAAAAAAAAUCUAAAUCUCUGACCUUAGACUGUCAUCAAGUCACAGCUUAUUCAUCAUCAUUGUAAUCAUUGUUAAUUUAUUCCACUUUUCGCCCAAGGUUUCUUUUUUAGUCCCCCCCCUGUUACUGAUUUUUGUUUUAUGGAGCCCCUCUCAGUCUGUUUCAGAAAGCUGUUUCAACACAACGCAAUUAAUUAUAUAUCAAGGUUGUCAAAAGUCCUAAAUUGAGUUUUGGUCAGCAAAACCUCUUCACAAUGAAAUCAUUAAUCAAUUAUGAAAAUAAUUGCUUACGACACUGUUUCUCUAUGAAUUAUGACGCACUCAGGGAUGCAUCAUGGCAUAUCUCAUUUAUACAGCUUGAGAUUUUCCUUUAUUUAAUAAGAGAUUGUCCAUUUUGACAUUUUAGAAGGCAACUGCCCGGAUGCCCAUCGAUUGUAGUAGCCCCCUUUUUCGGCUGCACUCUCCCCUCUUUGUGCACCGUCUAAUAUGACUAGUUUUCUGCGUUAUUACUAUGACUAUUUAAAUACCACUGCUGUCAGAAGGGGUUUCUGAAGGGUGUUGAUGAUGGUGUAAAUACAUUACAUUUAAAUAUAUGAACACUUAUUCCUUCAGAUUGUUUAAGAAUGUAUUUGCUUUGUAUAUACAUUUUGAAUAUGUAGACUUGAACCUUGGAGACUAAAGACAAUACACCCUGCGCUGCCCUUUGUCUUUGCAUUCUGCCCCCAUGCAGAUGCUCUCACAUCUUAUGCAGAAGAGUUUAAAAUGAAGCCUAAUAAUGGUUAGUUUUAGGGCCACUGGCUACUGUGCAGUCAACAUAGUAUUUAUUUUCAAAUGCAAGUGUAAGUAACUUUCUUAGAGUAUAUGACAAUAUUGUUUCACAUGGGACAUAAUGCAAUGAUUAUAACAAAAAAAAAAAAAAAAAAAUGGAGAGAAGGCAUUAUGCCCAAAUAUCAUGUGUAGAGCAACCUUGCCUUACUACAGGAUAUCUCACUUGCUGUGGCUUACUGAGCAGUCUCCUUGUCUUGUCAAUCUUUGCCUAUGGCUUGAUUUGGACACGCUGCUUGAUUACGUUCUCCUGUUUAUCUAGUCUUGUUCAAUGCCUUUUAGCAGCUGUCUACAAGUGGACAAAAUUACAUUGAAAAGAAAUGCUUCAUUUUUUGUUUGAAGAUUUAACAGAUAAAUGUGCCAACAAUUCAAAUGAUCCCAAUUAUUAUUUUUAUGUCAUUUUUUUGUGAAGAUGUUACUGCAGAAAUAUACUGUAGACUGAAAUUGUUUCUCUUGAUUCUUUGUAGUACUGUAUUGGAGACAACUUAUUAAUACUUUAUUUUACAGAUCACUACAUCAAUGUUGUAGUUGGAAAUUAGAAUUACAUCAACAUUUUAAUUGCUACUUCACAGGCAUUGAUUGACAGCAGCUAUCAUGGUCUAUUAUUUAGCAUGUAAAGGGUGACCGAGAUCCAACCUAGGCGUCAUGUAUCAUAGGAUAACAGAGUACGCAGGAAAUCUUUAUCUGGCAGACCUGAGUAGGAGAAAUGUGUAAACUAACAUGGGCUUUGCCUUUUUCCUGUUUUGAGAUUUAACUGAUACCAAAACUUGAUGAUAACCUGGAAUAUUGAUUAAUGUAGUUAGCACUUAAAAUUGGGUCCACUAGAUUGUGAAUUGUGAUUUGAGAUUGUGGGGCGGCAGGGUAGCCUAGUGGUUAGAGCGUUGGACUAGUAACCGAAAGGGCAGUUAGCCUAGGAACAGUGGGUUGUCAUUGAAAAUAAGAAUUUGUUCUUAACUGACUUGCCUCGUUAAAUAAAGGUAAAAUAAAAAUAUAUAAAAAAUAUUAAAUAUUAAAUAAUUAGUUUCUUAUUGAUAAAUUAAAUAAAAAUAUUAACGCAACCAUUUUUUAAAGAUUUUACGGAGUUAGUUCAGAAAAGGAAAUCAGUAAAUUUGAAAUAAAUUCAUUAGGCCCUAAUGUUUGGAUUUCACAUGGGUGGGCCUGGGCCCACCCACUGGGGAGCCAGGCCCAGCCAAUCAGAAUGAGUUUUUCCCAACAAAAGGGUUUUAUUACAGACCUAAAUAAUCAUCAGCUGUCUCUGUGGCUGGUCUCCGUCAAUCCCACAGGUGAAGAAGUUGGAUGUGGAGGUCCUGGGCUGGCGUAGUAACACGUGGUCUGUGGUUGGACGUAUUGCCAAAUUCUCUAAAACGAUGGAUGUGGCUUAUGGUAGAGAAAUUAACAUUCAAUUCUCUGGCAACAGCUCUGGUGGCCAUUUCUGCAGUCAGCAUGCCAAUUGUGUGCUCUCUCAAAACCUGACAUCUGUGGCAUUAUGUGCCCAGCAUAAGGUGAACCUGUGUAAUGAGCAUGCUUUUUAGUCAGCUUCUUGAUAUGCCACACCUGUCAGGUGUAUUGAUUGACUUGGCAAAGGAGAAAUGCCCACUAACAGGGAUGUAAACAAAUGUAUGCACAAAAUUAGAGAGAAGCAUUUUGGGAGUAUGGAACAUUUCUUGGAUCUUAUUUAUUUUCAUGAAACAUGGGACCAACACUUUACAUGUUGCAUUAAUAUUUUUUUCAGUAUAGGUAUUCCCCCUGACAAUGCUGGUCAAUAACUAAAUGUAUUUUAAAUAUGAAUCCUGACCCACCCUCUUACUGCCCUCAAUAUGUUCACCUCCAAUUCGAUGCAAACCUUUUUAAAGAAAAUAUCUAUGCAAUGAUUUGACUGCAGUUUCCCUUAAAGUACAAAAUGCAACAAAAAUAACCGUACCAACCUUUUACGUCAAUGUCUUGGUCCAAGUAAUUCUGUUAAAUCAAUAUUCAGGUUUGCUAAUGUCAACUUUGAAGGCUCAACUUUCUCAUUUGUGAAGCUCCAUGUACGUAACCAUUUUUGCUCACCAAUCUUUCAGUAUUCAAUUUAGCGGUAUGACCAACUUAGCAUCCUAUUUUGAUCACCAUGAUCAUCCAUUUUAUGUGAAAGUCCAAUUAUGUGUGAUGUAUGAUGUUUUAGGUGGGGCUGUGAGCCUGGGCAUUGAAAUGUUUGUUUUUUAAUCAUUAUUACUCCAUUGCUUUCCAUUGAAUUGUCUCUUUUUUUUUACAUGUACUUGUUUUGCCUCCCAUGUGAGUUACCUGGUUAAACACGAACUGGAUUUGCUUCGGGAAAAAAUUACUACAAUAUGAUUCUGUUGUAAGAAUUAUUUGUGUCAAAUGUUGUACGCUGCAUCUUUUCUAAAGUUUUGGGUGAAAGACAAUCAUAUUUUCUUGUGUUCUCAUACUGUAUGUGCGGUUUUUGCUCAAGUCAUCUCAAUUAACUUUACGUUAAUCUGUAAGGGUGAUACAAAUUUGGACCCGAUUUGUUAGACCCAUUGUUAGAAUUGAAAGUGCUGGUUCUACCUUUGCUAGAAGAUACUGACCCUACUGUUAUGCUUGUUUACACUGAGCUGCACUAGACUCAAAAUGCAAUCAUGGUUACAUUAAGGCACUGGAGCCAGCACAAGAUAUGGGUGGGAAAACAUACCUCAAUGCAGGGAUGGGAUUUGCCACUGUACUCCAAAAAACUGCCCUUUUCAUCCUCAUGCUAGCUAGCCGUAGCCACAGCAGCCAUUGUGGAAUGGCACAGAUACCAACUAGUUACCACAACCACAAAUUGGGUGUAUUGUAAAACGUCAUGAAAACAAGCUUUCUUACUGUAAAGAAAGGUUUAGGCAUAAGAUUAGCAUUGCGGUUAAGGUUAGGUUUAAAAUUACAUUUUGGGGAGAGAAAUGGAAGAAAUAGGUGGGGUUUAUGACUGAAUUCAUGAAAACAAAAAAAUGUGCUUUUCUUAAUUUAAGGUAGGCAGUGUGAUUAGGUUUAAAAUCACAGUUUGAGAAGAGAAAGGGCAGGGUCUAUGUCUUUAGUAUCUAGUGAUGACAAAGGGCACGUCACGUUGAACAAAAAAAGCUAGCUGAUUGGCUGACUGCCAUUCCAAAAUGACUAUGGUGAAUAGUGCUAGCUAGGAGGAGCACAAAAAUUAUAAAACUAGCAAUAUUUCAAUCUUCUCUGUGGAUCCGUGUAAAGAUAAAAUUGAGUACAGUAGAAUAUCCCAGAGGUACGUUUUCCGACACUUACCUCGCACGAGCUCCGCAGUGGCCAGAGCAGCAGGUAGCCUAGCGGUUAAGAGUGUUGGGCCAGUAAUCGAAAGGUCGCUGAAUCGAACCCAAAACCAACCAGGUGAAAAAUCUGUCUGCCAAUGAGCAAGGCACUUAACCCUAAUUGCUCUGGAUAAGAGCGUUUACUACAUUACUAAAAUGUAAACGUAACCAUGGUUCUGACCCCAGUAGAGCUGUUUAAACAAGGGUCUGUCAUUUUCAGCCUUUAUGGAAUAGAUUUUACUUAACCUUUAGGUUAAAUUGUCAGGCGAAUAACAGCUCAAAUGGGGAUUUAUUUUGUAGCCAAUGGUCAGAUGCUUAGAAUGGUGAGUUCAUAGGUGCAAAACACUGGCGGAGGUUUUGAAAAAGUAGUUUGUAUUUUGGAAUUCUGUUCAUAGUUAAGUACACAUGAUUAUUUGAGCACUCAAUAUGUAAAAUGAGGGGGAAAUUUAAUAAUCCAGAGGAAUGUCUUCAACACCCAAAGAGUGAGAAGUUGUGAAGGAUUUCUAUUUUUAAAAGAAUGUAUCAUGUGAAAUUGGUUUGCUUACGCUUGUUUUGUAUGAAGUAGUAUUGUAUAAUAAAGCAAGUACUUUUUGAAUAAAGAGCAAAAUAUAAUACUAAUGAAAUCUUA